Chiloscyllium plagiosum (whitespotted bambooshark) is the source of this 3471-nucleotide messenger RNA. RefSeq names its product scavenger receptor cysteine-rich domain-containing protein DMBT1-like. The record is from RefSeq and is a predicted model, not a curated record. NCBI's taxonomy places the organism in Eukaryota, Metazoa, Chordata, Chondrichthyes, Orectolobiformes, Hemiscylliidae. Gene Ontology annotation, cellular component: membrane.
AUGGCGUUCUAUAAUAUUGAACGGGUCUAUUAUCCUUUCCUGGCUGUCAUCGGUGUCAUCGUUAAUGUACUGACGAUUGUGAUCCUGUAUCGUGAAAAGUGUGGUCUCUCCAAAGAUAGCACUACAUAUCUGAUGGCAAUUACAGGGGCAGAUCUACUGAUAAUUUUCAUUGAUUUGAUAUUACGGCAGAUUCCUACACGUUAUGAGCAACAGUUCAUUUUCAUGACCUCCAUCCCCUUGUGGAGCAGUACUUUCUCUGAAAACUUGUCAAAGAACCAACUUCCACAACAGUCGGAGUGUCAGGAGGUGGUGAAAGAACUGCUCUUAUUUGCAAUCGGCUAUUUUCAAAGUGAAUCUCUGGGUGCUGUUGCCCGAAAGAUGUUGCUGUCUUUUCUGUCCCUGAUUCUGCUGCAGCUUUUGAACUGCACACCCGGGAACAGUCAGGCCCGCCGAUCAGGGAACGUGAGGCUGGUGAAUGGGGGCAGUCCGUGCGCAGGUAGACUGGAGAUUCUUCACCAGGGUAGGUGGGGGACUGUGGGUGGUUACAACUGGGACCUGAAGGACGCCGCUGUCGUGUGCCGGGAGCUGGGCUGCGGGAUGGCGCUGUCCGCACCGCGCGGGGCUCACUUUGGAGAGGGCUCGGGUACCGUUGUGACCUCUAAUGUUCAGUGCAGUCGAACCGAGUCUGCUCUGCGGGAGUGUACUUCAAAUUCGUGGAGUCACAGAACUGGGUGGUUACACUCUAACGAUGCUGGAGUCAUCUGCUCAGGAAAUGUCAGGCCCAGACUGGUCCCAGAAAGCACGCCCUGUGCCGGGAGGCUGGAGAUUCACUGGGAUGGAACAUGGAGGACGGUUUGCAAAGAUGGGUCCUGGUCCAGAGAGAAUGACGAAGUUAUUUGUGAGCUGCUGGACUGUGGCUCUGCAGUGACAAUACCGUUGACUUCUCACUUUGGAGCAGGCUCAGGUCCUGUCAUUGGGCCACCAGACUGUGGGCACCAGCGGGACAUUGAGGUCAUCUGUUCAGGUCGCAGAGUUCCCCGGCUUGUAGAUGGAGAGUCUCAGUGCUCGGGCAGACUUGAGAUGCUUUACGCUGGGAAUUGGGAAACAGUGUGUGACCUUCACUGGGAUUUGAACAAUGCUAAUGUGGUCUGCGCUCAGCUUAACUGUGGAGUCGCCCUGUCCAUUCCGACAAGAAUUCGUUUCGGGAAUGGCACUGGGCCAAUACGGAGAAAUCGCUUGGAAUGUAAAGGCAGCGAGAAAAGCCUAUUGGAUUGUCCUCUUUCUCCAGUAUCUCAGUACGAAUGCACCCACAGAGAUGAUGUCAGUGUGAUCUGUUCUAAUGAAAGGUGGCCACUCAGGUUGACACAUGGUGGAAGUCGGUGUGAUGGAAGAGUGGAGAUUUACCAGGACGGCAAUUGGGGUCAAUUACUGGACAAAGGGUGGGACCUGAACGAUGCUAACGUGGUCUGUAGGCAGUUAGGCUGUGGCGUCGCCAUAGCCGCUUACAACUCUUUAAAGUACGGACAACGCGGAGGGACAGUCUGGGCAAAUAACAUCCAGUGUAAGGGAAAUGAAACGCAUCUACGGAACUGCGGCUCAGUCCGGUUGGAUUCUCCUGUCCCCGACAGCAUUGGCGUAGGGGUCCUGUGUUCAGAUCACAUCCAGAUAAGGCUGUCCGGAGGUGGAACCAGAUGUGCUGGCCGACUGGAGAUUUAUUAUAAUGGUACCUGGGGUUCCGUUUGUGAUGAUUCCUGGGAUCUGACAGACGCUGGUGUGGUUUGCAGACAGCUGGGUUGUGGAAGGGCCUUGAACAAGACACUUCCUGCUUCUUGUGAACCCAACUCAGGCCCCAUUUGGUUGGAUGAGGUGGACUGUUCCGGGAAGGAAGCAUUUCUCUGGAAAUGUCCCUCAGCAUCGUGGAAUAAUCACGAUUGUCACCAUAAAGAAGAUGUGACGAUCGUAUGUUCAGAACACAAAGAGCUGAGGCUGGUGAAUGGUAAGCAUCGCUGCGAGGGGAGAGUGGAAGUGUUCUACAAUGGGACCUGGGGAACCGUGUGCUCUGAAAAUCUGGAUGACCACGACGCGCAAGUGAUCUGUAAACAGUUAGAGUGCGGCGACCUCGUUUCCCAAGACACUAAGUAUUUCGAACAGGGAUCUGGACAAAUCUGGUUGGAUGAGGUUGAGUGUAAUUUCCAAGAGACGACCCUUUGGCAGUGCCAGUCAGAGCCCUGGGGGCAACAUAACUGUAAUCACUUGGAAGAUACCGGCGUGAUUUGUUCAGAAAUCAACAAAGGCAAUAAGCAGCCCGACAGUUCAAAUGACUGCAAUCAAAGACCAGAAGCGGGAUUUGAUUUGCGCCUGGUUGGAGGCAAUAGCAACUGUACUGGGACUGUGGAGAUCUUGUACAACAACACUUGGGGCACAGUGUGUGAUGACUCCUGGGAUCUGGCUGAUGCCAGGGUUGUCUGCAGACAACUGGCAUGUGGUCCCGCUCUAUUGGCCUCAGGAGGAACAACUUUUGCCCAGGCUGACGGUGUCAUCUGGCUGGAUGAAGUGAAAUGCACGGGAAGUGAAUCUUUUCUGUCCGACUGUCCUUCCUUACUCUCAGCUCAGCCUGACUGUGACCAUAAGGAAGAUGCCCGGGUGAUCUGUUCCGAGCCUGAUUUGUCACCGAAUCCUACCCCGGCCACAUCUACAGAACAAGGAGAUAAAACCAGUUCCAUCCUUCCUGCUGUUUGCAUCACCCUAGCUGCCCUGAUACUCUGUGAGUUAAUCGCGCUACUGGCUGUAAGACAGAGAAAGUUUAAAAUAAAAGUUGCCCUUUCUGACCACUGGGAUUCCACUGCUGGUUUAUACCAAGGAAUUUAUGAAGAGAUUGAGAAUAUUGCAGCGGGCAAGCAUUCAGCUCAGACACAUGGCUCAGUUUCUUCUUCCCGUGACUCACUCAAUCACAUCGAAUAUUACACCAGUCAAGGUUUGGGUGAAAAUGAUCCUGGACCAGCGAAUCCUGAAGGAAACUCCUCCAGUACUCCGGGUCCGUUUGCAGGCAAUUAUGAUGAUAUUGAGACUGAAACUAAUGACACGCGGGACAGUCACUUGCUGCUUGAUCCUGGUCCCGAGGAUUUUUCCAAACUGAGACCGAGCAGCGGCGACGGCGCCGCUCUGGAGUACAGUACCCAAAGACGCUUUGAUCCCGAUUUCCCACUUCCUUCCCGGUUUGGAAACAAUGGAAAUAUUCAGCAAGAUGUGGUCGCAUUUGCAAAGCUUACUGCUGCAGAUAGGCAGUGAACCUGAUACAACACCAAUAUCAAACUAUUAAUUAGCGUCUAAUUCAGAAUAUGAUGUCCGGAAAUGUGUACAGCUUUACAGGAAUUCGUCUGUGACAAUAUUCACGAACAUUCCCAAUUACAUGAACAGAUUAUAUCCUUGUUUCUUGAUGUACACCUAUCUUUAAUCGAAUAAAAUGCUAUA